Lodderomyces pseudojiufengensis is the source of this 1701-nucleotide messenger RNA. RefSeq lists its product as uncharacterized. Bases 1 to 1701 code for a protein of 566 amino acids. Lineage: Eukaryota; Fungi; Ascomycota; Pichiomycetes; Serinales; Debaryomycetaceae. The transcript has a single exon. The record is from RefSeq and is a predicted model, not a curated record.
AUGUCAUCUAAUGAUAUAACAAACGGAUAUAUAUACGACUUGGACGAAGGUCUUUUGCACUCACUAAAAUUACUAUCGUUCGAUAUAACAACUUUUGAAACUGUUGAAUCAAAAAAUGAGUCCACAAUUAGUCCUAAGGUGACUCCGAAAACAAUCGAUUAUUACAAAUCAGACCUACACAGAUACAAUUUGAAAAGAGCUCAGCGAAAUCUACCUCCUAUCAAUGAAGAAGAAUUUGAGAAUAUAUUAGAAACGCAAUCAAUUGAGAGCCUUUCUGGCUCAGAAGAAGAAUCAGACGACAAUUUAGAGGAUGAAACAGAUAAUAAUCAACAAGAACUCAAAGUAGACUCUUUGAUCAAAAACUUGGAAAAAAUGGAAAUUAAAGAGAACGAGUCCUAUAAAUCGCAUCUUAACACCAGAAGCCCGUUUCUUUUAUUUGCCUCAUCAAUGAUUACAAAUGAAUCAGCUAUUGGAGUUUAUAAAAUAACUUUUAAUGAAGAUAACAUCAAUGAUCCUUUAAAUACUUUACAAAAUAGUCAACGAAUCAACAAUGCAAAGUCAGCAAUUUUUAUGAUUGGCGGGGGCCAUUUUGCUGGAGCAAUAAUUUCACAUGAGAGAAAACCUAAUUCAACGAAAGCUUCCAAAUUGGAUCGAGUAAAUUUAAUCGAAUCAAAAACAUUUCAUAGAUAUACCACGAGAAGAAAACAAGGUGGAGCACAAAGUGCGAGUGAUAAGACUCGAGGUAAAGCAAUUUCAACUGGUUCUAGUAUUAGAAGAUACAAUGAAAAGGCAUUGAUGGAGGAGGUAAGAGAGUUAUUAUCUAGAUGGGCUCAACUUUUAAAUGAAUGUGAAGCAAUAUAUAUAAGAGCAAAUGGACCAACAAAUAAGAAAGUUUUGAUUGGUUACGAAAAUUCUCCACUUCGAGCAGAUGAUAAAAGAAUUCACAAAAUUCCAUUUUCAACGCAACGGGCUAGUUUGUCAGAAGUGAAAAGAAGUUGGGUGGAAUUGACACAUUUGAAAGUUGUUGAAAUACCGAAGGUGGUAGUAGCCUCAGAGAAUGAAACGAAACAGAAAGAAAUUGGGGAAAAGACGGAACGAUCUAAAGAAGAUAAAAGGUCAAACGAUAUAUCAAAUGAAAUCAUGCCUCAUUUCAAAAAACAGAAGGCUCCAAAAUUUUUGAAAUGGGUCAGUGACAACAGUAUUGACGUGAACACAUUUCAAAUCAAUUCCGAUGAAAGUUUGAAUAACACACCAACGUUUUUGCAUUACGCGUCAUCUCAUGGUUUGAGUCAUAUGAUACAUGUAUUACUAGUGAACUUAAAAGCAUCACCAUUGGUAAAAAACUACGCGGGAAGAUAUCCGGCUGAAGUAGGAACCCCGGCAUCAAAAAAAGCAUUCCAAAUUGCGAGAUUUAACUUAGGAGAAGAGUUUUGUGAUUGGGAAGAAGCUAAGGUUGGUAUUCCGAAAUCCAAAGAGCAAUUUGAAGAGGAAGAUAGGAUUAUCGAAGACGCAGCAAGAGCUGAAAAGAAAAAUCUUUUGAGAUCUCAGAUAGAUGCUAAAACUACAACUAACACUGCUCAAUCUCAGAUGAAUUUAGACCGAAAUUUUGCUGGUUUGAGUGAUGAUCAGAAAACCAAAAUUAUGAGAGAACAGAGAGCCAGAGCCGCGGAAGCUAGAAUGAAACAGAAGUGUAUAACUUAA